Molecule: messenger RNA, 1514 nt
Organism: Funneliformis geosporum
Lineage: Eukaryota; Fungi; Glomeromycota; Glomeromycetes; Glomerales; Glomeraceae
Source: the annotation of a GenBank genome assembly
AUGAAAAAAAUUAUAAUUGGUAGCUCAAAUAUUCUUAUUAAAUAUAUUUUGUUUGGUGAUAAUAAAGUAAAAAAUAAAUACUUACAUAUACCAAGAAUAACUGGAUGGAUUGAUACUGAAAAGUCUAAAAAUAAUUCAGAAGAUUAUACAUAUAAAAGCGAUUUACAAAUAGCUAUUGAAUUGUGUAAACCAGGUCUUGAACGUAACCGUAGAAUUUUGGUUGUAACUUACUUACUAGAAUAUUAUACAAAAAAUGCAACUGAGCAUCAUGGAUGGUUAAUUACUAUUUCAAAAGCAUUGCCAGAUUUAUAUACAUAUAAAUUAGAAUAUUAUGUUAGCGAAUUAUUUUAUAAAAGAUGCAUGGAAGGUAUAGAAAUAUCAAAUGUUAUUGAACACACAGAUCUUAUACCUAUAAAUAUUCAGAUAAUUUUAAAUGCAAAACAAAAGUUCAUCGCAUUUAAUCCAAUGUCGAAACUUAUUUCAACAAAUGAGCCGAAAUUUAAUUUUAAAGUUUUAGUAUAUAACUUGAAAUUAAGAUUAACAAAACUAUAUAUAAAUAUGUUUUCAUAUAAUGAUGAUAAUUAUUCUCCAACUGUAAAAAUAGUUCCUUUGCAUAAUUUUACGGUUAAUAGUAUAAAAUCUCGACAAAAGAAUGACUACGAAAAUUUUUUUAUUAUCAAACUUUUAAAAUUAUUCUUCAUUCCUCGAAGUUAUUUUGUUAAUAAUUCAGAUAAUGGAAAACGUUUUUCACAACUUAGUCCAUUUGCUCAAAUAAUUAUAAAUGAAAGUAAUGAUGAUAUAUUUAAUAACCCAGUAAUGGAAGCUGCAGUUAAUUACAAAUGGCGUCCUGCAAGAAAUUAUUUUCUUCGACUUUUUGUUCUGUAUAUUUUAUUUGCAGCAUGUUUUGCAGCAAUUUGUGGAACUUAUGUUGCACAUUUUGAAGCAAGAGGAUAUCAACAUUUGACUUCAAUUGUUAUAGCUAUAGUUUUGAUGUCAGUUUAUGUCACUCCUUCAUUUGAUACCAAAAAUGCAUUUGCUGAUGUUACAACAACUCAAGAAGCAACUAUCGCAAUUUCUUUUACGAUGUUAUUACUUUGGUUUGAAUUUAUAUUAUAUCUUAGGUUACUUUCAGCGAAAUAUAUAUAUAUUAUGUUAAAUAUUAUUAAUGAAACUUGGUUGUUUCUCUCUUUUAUGAUACUUGUGAUUGUAGGAUUAGCGCAUAGUUUUUUAUAUUUAUUACAAUAUCCUGAUUUUACCAAUCUUUCAGAAAUAACAUCAUCAUCCACAUUAUUUACGGGUGAUACAACUGAACUCAAAAUUCAAAAUGAUUUUGAUAGAACCGAAGAUAACCCAGCUAAAAAUUUCUUCAUCUCAUUCCUUUCAACUUAUAAUUGGUUAAAUGGUGUUUUUUUACAACAAGAUACAUGGAAUUUUUGGGCAGUAAAAUUUAUUACUUUUUUUGGUAGUAUUCUUUUAGUAACCAUUUUACAAAAUAUGUUUAUUGCUUUUAUGGG